GGUGGUAGGCGUGGCGUAUUCACAUGCAGGAGAGGAGGGAGGAGGAGGAGGUUGCAGGCCCCGCACACAUCGGAGGAUACGGAGGGAGAACCGGAACCCUGGAUUAACCCCUGAAUAGUGGGAGCGCGGGGAGAGCGGGGCGGUCUGUAGAGCUCCCCCGGGGCGCCACCAUGAAGGUGACGGUGAGCUUCGGGAGGACCCGGGUAGUGGUGCCCUGUGGGGACGGCAACUUGAAAGUUUCCAGCCUCAUCCAGCAAGCGGUGACCAGGUACAAGAAGGCCAUAGCCAAGGACCCCAACUACUGGAUUCAAGUUCAUCGUUUAGAACAUGGUGAUGGCGGCAUUCUGGACCUCGAUGACAUUCUUUGUGAUGUAGCUGAUGACAAAGACAGACUUGUGGCGAUUUAUGAAGAACAAGAUCCACAUCAUGGGGGAGACGGCACAAGUGCCAGUUCUACUGGCACUCAGAGCCCCGAGAUAUUUGGCAGCGAGCUUGGAACGAACAGCAUGUCUGCCUUCCAACCUUACCAGGCAACAAGUGAAAUCGAGGUUACCCCAUCAGUCCUGCGAGCAAAUAUGCCACUGCACGUGCGUCGGAGUAGCGAUCCGUCAUUAGUGGGGAUUACCACCUCAGUCAGCGACUCCAAUUUCUCAUCAGAAGAGCCCUCUCGCAGGAACCCCUCAAGAUGGUCUACAACAGCAGGCUACAACAAGAAAAACACCCCUGCAGGCCACACCAGCAGUGACAGAAAGAAAGAUGAGAACUACAGAAGUCUGCCCAGAGAUACCAGUAACUGGUCUAAACAGUUUGAAAGAGAUAAAGCCCGCUCUUCCCUGAGUGCCAGUCACCCCCUGGUGGACAAGUGGCUAGAGAGGCAGGAGCAGGAAGAGGAAGAUGGAGAAGAGAACAGCCGGGUUGAACCUGUUGGUCACGCAGACACUGGCUUGGAACGAACCUCAAGCUUCUCCCUUGAUGACAUGGUGAAACUAGUGGAAGUCUCCAAUGAUGGUGGACCUCUGGGCAUCCAUGUAGUGCCUUACAGCUCCCGUGGUGGCAGAACACUCGGGUUAUUAGUAAAACGGCUAGAGAAAGGUGGCAAAGCUGAACAAGAGAACCUUUUCCGUGAGAACGACUGUAUCGUCCGGAUUAACAACGGUGACCUUCGCAACAGAAGAUUUGAGCAAGCACAGCAUAUGUUCCGUCAAGCCAUGCGCUCGCCCAUGAUUUGGUUCCAUGUGGUGCCUGCUGCUAACAAAGAACCGUAUGAACAACUAUCCCAAAGUGAGAACAGCUACUACUCCAGCCAACAUGCCUCCGACCACCAGUUCAUGGACAACAGGAACUUUCACAGUCCCGGUCCUGAGCAGACACUGCAGAGAGUUCCCGGUCCUGAGCAGACACUGCAGAGAGUUCCCCGACAGGGAAACCAGACAGAGCCUAUAGACUCUUACUCACACCUACCUCAUAGUAUCAAUUCAGCAGGAAAACCACCAACUGGCCUCACCCCUUCACCACAGCGUGGCGCCAACUGCUCCCCUGCCAGCGGUUACAAUACCAAAAAAGGAAAGAAGCUAUACAUCCAGCUCAAGAAAGGGGCUGAAGGAUUGGGGUUUAGCAUCACUUCAAGAGAUGUUCCUCUUGGUGGUUCAGCACCAAUCUAUGUGAAGAACAUACUCCCCAGAGGAGCUGCUAUUCAAGAUGGCAGAAUGAAAGCUGGAGAUCGACUGCUAGAGGUGAAUGGUGUGGACCUAACUGGAAAAACACAAGAAGAAGUUGUAUCAUUAUUAAGAAGUACCAAAAUGGGAGGUGCAGUAAAUCUCUUAAUCCUCAGACAAGACGAGGCUUUCAACCCCAGAGAGCUGAACACUGAGCCAAGUCCGGUACCCAACGCAAGAGAACCGCAACCAGAAGAAGAUGACUUGGUUCUCACGCCUGAUGGCACCAGAGAGUUCUUGACGUUUGAAAUUCCUCUAAAUGAUUCUGGAUCUGCUGGACUUGGCGUCAGUGUUAAAGGAAAUCGGUCAAAAGAGAAUCAUGCUGACCUUGGCAUCUUUGUAAAGUCUAUUAUCAAUGGUGGAGCUGCUUCCAAAGAUGGAAGGCUUCAUGUAAAUGAUCAACUAGUGGCAGUCAAUGGCGAAUCACUGUUGGGUAAAACAAACCAAGAUGCCAUGGAAAAUUUGAGGAAGUCUAUGUCCACAGAAGGAAAUAAAAGGGGAAUGAUCCAGUUAAUUGUAGCAAGAAGAAUAAAGAAGAAUGAGUUGGAGUCACCUGGAAGCCCCUCGGGGCCCGAAUUGCCCAUCGAGACAAUGCUGGACGACAGGGAGCGAAGAAUUUCCCACUCUAUGUACAGCUUUGACGAAUCGCCCACAAGGAAUGCUGCAUUAAGUAGAAUAAUGGGUAAAUAUCAACUUUCCCCAACAGUGAACAUGCCUCAGGAUGACACUGUGAUCAUCGAAGAUGACAGAUCCCCAGCAAUGCCUUCCCAGCUCUCUGACCACUCGUCAUCCAGCUCACAUGAUGAUGUAGGAUGUGUUACAGACUCUGCAGGAGCCUGGUCAAAAAAUGUUACUAGUGAAUCCACAGAGAGCACUUUGAGUCCAGAUGUAGAUCCAUCUCUUGCCUUCCAGAGAGAGGGGUUUGGUCGCCAGAGCAUGUCAGAGAAACGCACCAAGCAGUUUGGAGACGCCAGUCAGUUGGACUUUGUUAAAACCCGAAAAUCUAAAAGCAUGGAUUUAGUAGCUGACGAGGCUAGGAUCAGUGCAAUGGCUGACUACAGUGCAGGUUCCCCAAGCAGAGACGUCGGGCCUUCAUUAGGCCUGAAGAAAUCCAGCUCAUUAGAAAGUCUGCAGACAGCCGUGGCUGAGGUGACUUUGAACGGUGACAUUCCUUUCCAUCGCCCACGCCCGCGAAUCAUUCGAGGACGAGGCUGCAAUGAGAGCUUCCGAGCUGCUAUUGACAAGUCCUAUGACAAGCCACCUGUUGAUGACGACGAUGAAGGCAUGGAGACGUGUAAUAACAAAUCCCAACUGGAGACCUUGAAUAGCUCAUCGGAAUUGGGUGCCAGUAAGUCCCAACUAAACAGUUCGUCUGAGUGGGGCACGAACAGAUCCCAGCUGGAAGUAUUGAACAGCUCUUCAGAGUGGGGUGGCACAUCACAGUUGGAACCACUAAACAAGUCUGUUGAGCAGGGUACCAAUCAAAUACAGCUUGAGCAAAGGGACAGUUCUACCACAUGGGUGGAGGAAGACACUGAAGAGAGCUCUCGAUCAGGGCGAGAGUCCGUUUCAACUGCCAGUGACCAGCCAUCUCAUUCACUAGAGAGACAGGUUAAUGGGUCAAGUCAAGACAAGAAUAAAAAGGAAAAGAGCAGUAAAGAGAAGAAAAAAGACAAAGAUAAAGACCGAGAUAAAGAUAAAAGCAAGGCCAAAAAGGGCGGCGUGCUGAAAGGUCUGGGUGAUAUGUUCAGGUUUGGCAAACAUCGAAAAGAUGACAAGAUUGAUCACAGGGGAUCGUGGAAAAUGAAAGAAGCCCACCCUUCAGAAGAUGACAGGAUGCGAAUGAGGCAAGAACAGGAGAGGAUUCAGGCUAAAACCCGGGAAAUUCGAGAAAGGCAAGCUCGGGAAAAAGACUAUGCAGAGAUUCAUGAAUAUUCAAAGAAUUACAGCAUCUCUGAUGAUCCAACCUAUGCUACUACGGGCCAGUACGACACUAUUCCUAACAGCGGUACCCUUAAUUUGAACAGUAGACCUCAAAGCCCAAGAGAUGGAAAGCAAAUGGAGGCGCUGUAUGCCCAAGUUAAGAAACCGAGGAACUCAAAGCCUUCACCUGUAGACAGUAAUCGAUCAACUCCAAGCAACCAUGACCGAAUACAGCGUCUUCGACAAGAAUUCCAGCAGGCCCGGCAUGAGGACGACGUAGAUGAGCGCAGGCGUACUUACAGCUUUGAACAACCUUGGCCAAACACAACAACAUAUAAUCAGAGCGGACGGCAUUCAGUGUCUGUGGAAGUUCAGAUGCAGAGGCAAAGACAGGAGGAACGGGACAGCUUCCAGCAAGCCCAGCGCCAGUACAGUUCAUUACCCAGGCAAAGUCGCAAAAAUCCUAGCUCUAUUUCUCAAGACUCGUGGGAGCAAGCUUAUUCCCCUGGAGAGGGUUUCCAGAGCGCCAAGGAGAAUCCUCGAUAUUCCAGCUAUCAGGGCUCAAGGAAUGGCUACAUGGGUGGACAUGGAUUCAAUGCCAGGGUCAUGAUGGAAACCCAAGAACUUCUCAGACAAGAACAGAGGCGGAAAGAACAGCAGCUUAAAAAAAAGGUGUCUGAAGGGUCAGACAAUUAUGACUCAAAUUUCACUCAGUCUAAAGGUCCUUUCCGUCAAGACGUCCCACCCUCUCCGUCUCAGGUAGCACGGCUGAACCGAUUACCGCAAGAACAGGGGAGACCCUUCUAUUCCUGAGGAACACUGAACACUAAUAAACAAAUAAAGGCAAUAAUUAUUUUCAUGGAAGACUUUGUAUUAUUUUUUAAAUGGAAUGGUACUGUGGUAUACAUCAUGCUUCUUUUUAGUGCCUUUUGCAAUACGGGCGAAGCAACAAUGGACCUCUUCUUGUCUCCUUGCCCUUGUCUUUUUGGUCUGAAGUGUUAUCCACAUGGAAGGAUAUUUUAUGAUAAGACAAUCACUGGUGACAUUUAAUCUUUUUCCCCUGAAGAUCAUGUCGUUCAGCUGAGUUUCAUGAAGAGUCAAGAAUUGACUGCCAUGCUUUUGUUUCGUUUUGCCAUGUAUCUUUUUUUGUUUCUUUUUUACUGACAUAAUAUAUUGUGGGAACGGAAUGAAUUGAGGUUUCUACUCAAUGGAUUCUUUUAUUUUCUUUUUAUACAUAUGUGGAACAGUUGACUAAAGUAUUAUUUUCUUGUUAUCAUGCAGCCCAAGAUUGGUCAUUUAAUCAUUUACCCUACUCACUUUGGUUUGUUUUUAAGCAGUUAUAAAGCUGAUUAUGUUUAUGUUGUAAUUUGUUAUGUAACUAAAAGGAAAAAAAAAUUGUGACAGAUUCACUUUUUUACAAUUGCCUUUCAUCUCAAAGAAAUUUGUAUAACAAUGUUUGUCCUAUUCAUGAAUACCCUUUAAGUGGUAGGUUGUACAUGCCUGGAUUUUAUGUAAGCAUUUUUUAUUUCUGGAAUGUAUUUCAUCAUAUUCAGAUUUCUAAGGAUUUUUAGGAAUUUGUCAUUAUUUUUAAUUUGAUCCCCCUUUCAUGCACAGUUAAGACAGAAAAUGUGUAAGCUAAAUCAGAAUAUUUGCUCUUUUUUGCAUGCUUAACUAUUACUAAGGAAAUGAUUGCCUUCAAAAAUCUAAAGCCUAGGGCUGAAUAAAAAAACCUUACCAUUCAGGAGGAGCCCCUGUACGAACAAUUUAAUGUUGGUACAUUGAUCUCCCCUGCUGAGCUAUUGUGUUCCGACAGGGAAACGACCCCUCUGCCAGAACACUCUGAUGAUCACAAGACCUUUUUCAGUCAUGCCCCUUCUUCAGAAGCCAACCCGAACGACCAGCGUCUGUCGGACCGAUUCCAAUACACAUGGGCCGAAUGUCAGCCACUUUCUAUUGAACUGACCGAUGCCGCUCGACAUUCAGCCUGUAUGUACUAGGCUUAAGAAGACACAAGAACCGCAGUACUCCUGAUGCUGAGCUGUAGCUGUCAUUGCUUAAGUGCAUUUGCUCUGCGAUUUUGUCACCAGUGUAUGGAGCCAACAAAACAGAGGGACCUCCCUACCUUUGGCUUCAUGUAAACUACAGCUCCUAAGCUUGAGUUUUGGAGCUUUUGGCAUUUUUUGCCAAAACUCCAUAAAAUCCUGUGUGUCAAUGUACAUAUAGGCUUUUACAAGGGUUUAGGAGCUGCUGUGGUUAGGGGAACUUCAAUUUCCCUCCCCUGAAUGCAGAAAAAUCACGUUCAGGAUAGAAACUAUUUGACCGCCAGCCACGUGAAAAUGCAAUGUUCUGCAUUUUCCAGCGUUCACAGUAGGCCUAUCUUGUUAACUGGUUCCUAAGACAAAUAUCCUAAUUGUGGUCUGAUUAUUGUGGAUAGUGCUUAUAUAUUGGCUGCCAACCCCAUGUAUAGUAGAUGGGAGUCAGGAAUUGUCAAUACGGAUUGCUUGAUGUUUGAACAAAGAAAAAAAAAUUGAAUGUUUAACAGGAGUGACAAAACACCAGGAUCCAGAGAACGUUUGCUUUGUGCUUCCAUGUACCCCAUAGGGUGUGAGCCUGAAAUGGAGGAAUCUGUUACACAGUUCUGAAAAUUGUUCCACAUAAAGGAAACACUGUAAGCAGAAGCUGAUCUGAUAAGAGUUGCCCAGGUUUUAGAAUCCUAGUAAAUGAGAAAAUUCAGGUUAUAAUUUGCAAACGCUGCCAUCACUAGAGCGUCUUGUAUAGUAAUUCCCAUAGGUGGUCACGAUCUUUCUGCCACACCUCUGAAGGUCAUUUAUAUCCUGAAACAUUCUUCCUACAUUAUCCCAAUCUAUUAUAG
This is a messenger RNA of Rana temporaria (common frog), 6510 nucleotides long. It is a transcript of the gene PARD3, whose product is annotated as par-3 family cell polarity regulator. Gene Ontology annotation, cellular component: cell cortex; apical junction complex; adherens junction. NCBI's taxonomy places the organism in Eukaryota, Metazoa, Chordata, Amphibia, Anura, Ranidae. The transcript has 30 exons. Gene Ontology annotation, biological process: establishment of centrosome localization; establishment or maintenance of epithelial cell apical/basal polarity; cell adhesion. The record is from RefSeq and is a predicted model, not a curated record. Gene Ontology annotation, molecular function: protein binding; phosphatidylinositol binding. Bases 171 to 4451 code for a protein of 1426 amino acids.